Messenger RNA from Colletotrichum scovillei, 2950 nucleotides. RefSeq lists its product as uncharacterized. The coding region runs from base 65 to 2950 and encodes 961 amino acids. Lineage: Eukaryota; Fungi; Ascomycota; Sordariomycetes; Glomerellales; Glomerellaceae. The transcript is spliced from 2 exons. The record is from RefSeq and is a predicted model, not a curated record.
GAAAGCGGGGUCGCUGGAAAUAUCAAGACGAGAAGCAUUCCUUCGCUGCUAAGUCGCUCUCAUCAUGGCCGAAUUAGCGGCACUUGGCGUUGCAGCCAACAUCAUCCAAUUCCUAGAGCUUGGGCUCAAAGUCUCCGCCUCCAUCAUGAGUACAUACCGCAGUAUCACCGACGAUGGUUUGUUACCACGAUUAGUCGAACUAAAAGCCAUGGCCGAAGAUUUGCAGCGCCGCUGUGUUCAACUACAAGCAGACGCCACCAUCAAGGUGGAUGAUGGCAUGAAGAGCCUUCUGCAGCUUUGCAAAAAAACUUCGAAAGAACUUGUUAAUGCGGCCAGUGGGCUAACGACUGCUAUCGACUGCAAGUACCCAAGGUUAACAAAGGCCAAACUCUCUGUCCGAGCAUAUUUCAAGGAAAACAGUAUCAUCGACAUUCAAAAGAGACUACGGGAAAUCAAGACCGCAAUCUUUGAGGGACUUCAAAUACUUCUGUUCCAGCAUCGUUCCGAGGUAUCUGACCAUGUACGGUCAUUGGGUGAUGCUUCAGCAGCCUGGAACCGUGCCACCAAUGCUAGGCUCGACCAAAUGUCUAAGGACAUUGGCAAACUUUUGGAGUCUGAGAAUGAGGUCUCAUCUACGAUAGAGUUGGAAGCAUUUUCUUUGAUGCUCUCCCGCUUCGUAGAGGACGCGAAACAUCAGGGCAAUAUUUUGCAAAUUCUCAAAAGCCUGCGAUUUGCACAGAUAAUUGAACGACGGACCGAGAUCCCCAAAGCUCACCAAAACACGUUUGAAUGGAUUUUUCAAGAAUCCACCAAUGUCAAUUUCUCUUCCUGGCUCCAAAGCCCCAAUGGCAUAUUCUGGAUUACUGGAAAACCGGGUUCUGGGAAAUCGACACUGAUGAAGUUCGUAACUGGGCACGAAAAGACGUAUCAGCUAGGAAACAUUUGGGCAGGCCCGCAUCAACUUGUCAUUGCCAGCCACUUCUUUUGGAGUAUCAGAAAUGGCCUUCAAAGUUCCCAAGAAGGUCUUCUCAGAGCUCUGCUGUUCCAGAUCACGGUGAAAUGCCCGGAACUCAUACCUGAUGUCUUCCCGGAGAGGUACGCCAGUCUGACACACACGCUUGAACCUUGGACAAUCGAGGAGUUAAUUAGUGCCUUUGAACGUCUCAGGGGCGCCUCGUUAUCUACGAAGCGCAUCCUGAUGUUCAUAGACGGGCUUGAUGAGUACAAGGGCGACCACAAGGACUUACUCAAGUUUCUCGACAACAUGGCUCACACUUCUGGCAUAAAGAUUUGCUGUGCAAGCCGGCCAUGGCGGAUAUUCGAAGAUGCUUACGGCAACUCCCUCACCCGCAUCAGGAUGGACCAGCUAACAGCUCAAGAUAUGGCAAUCUACGUGCGCGAUGUCCUAGGACAGCAUGACCAUUAUCAAAGUUUACUGAAAACUCAUCAAAUGGAGGCUACGAAUCUGAUCGAGAUUAUCUCGCAGAAGUCAGAAGGCGUUUUCUUUUGGGUUGCUCUGGUUGUCAAGUCUCUCGCUCGCGGAUUAGAUAACUGGGACGACCUCGCAAUAUUACAGAGGAGAGUUGCAGACUUUCCUUCUGAUCUCGACGAAUUCUUCCAGCGAAUGCUUGACUCUAUCGAAGACGUCUACAAGGAAACCGCAUAUAGAAUCUUUUCCGCGCUGUUGAUUGCAGACAUGCCUAUUCCCGUGAUUUGCUUCAUGAUCAUGGAUACUUACUUUGAGGACAUGUGGAACUCUAAGUCUACAAAGCAAGUAUCCAGAUCAUUGAACACAACAAGCAUAUCUUUGACGAGUAAUUGGGACAGCAUUUUCAACUCGUCGGUCGAAAUCCAACCGGAUGCCGAAGAAGCUCUCUACCGGGGAGAUCAAAACCCGAUCAAUCGGGGUUCCAGCGUACCAUCAAAGACUUCUCGUGAGCUCAGUACAGAGAAGCUUUUGACUCAUAUGUGGACUCAUUCGGACGGGCCAAGAAAGAGAGAUCAGAUUUUGGUUCGAUGUUGCGACUUGGUCCAAAGCUGGGAGGUGGAUGCGUGUGAGCCAUUCAAUCUGAGAAUUGGAUUUCUCCACCGAACAGUGGCAGAAUUUCUUCAGCGUUCCAACAGUUAUCAGUCGCUGGUUCCACUCAAACACCAACGUUAUUGGCUUGCGAGGUCAUUCGCAGAAUCCGGUCCACAACUGGGAAAACAACAUGAACUGGACGAAAGUAAUGUCGACAUCUGCAUGGGCUUUGUAAACAGGUCUCUUCACACAAUUGAGCAAGCGGAUAUCUAUGACAUAUUAGCCUCAGGCCCGGGGCUUCUCAAUAUCUGUGGGAAAAUGAUGGACAAAUUGGAGACCAGCCUCGACAGUCCAGGUGCUUUGGAUUCUUUCCGCCUAGCAUGCCAGAUCUGGGCAAGAACAACUGUUGCGGUGGAAGCCGCUUUAUCAACACCUACGCAGAGAUUGCCGCACAGAAAGCAUCUCUUUUCUGCGGUGAGAAGCGUCCUGAAAGGAUCAUGGCAUGUAGAGGCCGGUGACCCCCCAGAGAUAUUUUGGACGAAAUUGGUAGAUCUGUCGCUUCUCCGCUACCUUCUUUCUCGUGUCGAACUUCCCGACGAGCAGCCUGAACUAUUGGCUGAGUUUGGAAUGUUUCUUGAUGGAUUGAAGAUUGAUCGUGGAUUGGGUCGCCCGCUGAAUGCAUUCGAAGCCUGCAAAUUAAUGAUUGAGUGCGGUGCAGUCCUGAGCCGCAGAGAUCUCGAACAUGAAGCGGAGGCUGACAGCUAUGUCUCGGUGCCGACGAGUCGGGAAACGAUCGAAGCUAUCCGAGGUCUAGAAAUCUUUACCGAAAAAGGGAUCUCCGAUUUAAGCGAGGCUUUCCCUCCAGAAGCGAUAGGAAUGCCCACCGUAGUCGAGGGACCAAGAUGGUGGUUCAUACCUUUCUUCAGAUAA